Messenger RNA from Branchiostoma floridae (Florida lancelet), 1141 nucleotides. Its product is annotated as TNF receptor-associated factor 2-like. Gene Ontology annotation, cellular component: cytoplasmic side of plasma membrane; plasma membrane signaling receptor complex. Lineage: Eukaryota; Metazoa; Chordata; Leptocardii; Amphioxiformes; Branchiostomatidae. Gene Ontology annotation, biological process: tumor necrosis factor-mediated signaling pathway; positive regulation of JNK cascade; regulation of canonical NF-kappaB signal transduction. The transcript is spliced from 3 exons. Bases 176 to 1141 code for a protein of 321 amino acids. The record is from RefSeq and is a predicted model, not a curated record. Gene Ontology annotation, molecular function: zinc ion binding; ubiquitin protein ligase binding; tumor necrosis factor receptor binding.
UCCCCUCUUUGUCUUAAAACUCACUAGGCUCUUGCUGAACUUUGGGACAGGUUGGAACAAAAGUUAUGCAGUGUUGACACCGGUGGUAAACAAAUAAAGAGGCGAGCAAAAGCAAAUUCCAGUGUUUUUGAUAUGAGGCUUCGCUAUAUACAUUGGCAGGUAUCAACCGUUCGAGAUGGAGAGAGGAGGCAGCGAUGAUGAAGGCAGGAGCGGGGACACUCCAGAAGAGAGCCGGGGUAGUCCUAACGGACAGGACGACAACAAUGUACUCGGUGCACAGCGACUUCGGCACCGCGUCAACCACCUCUCUUAUCUGAUCGACACAUUGCUACACUCUUUGGCCCACCAGUCUGACUGCAGGGAACGUGAAGCAAGGCUGGGAUUCGUGCGAAACGAACUGCACCAGCUACAACGCAUCUACAACGACUUAUGUAACACGCACGCUGCCUUAGACAACCGUACGCGCGAAAUCCUCGACACGAUGUGCGAGCAGCUCUUCCGUAAGCUACCCAGUAUAGUUCAGCAGCUCGCGACAUGUGAGAACCGUCGUCGUCGCGACAAGGAGAAGAUCAAGGAACUCCAAAAUAGGCUCCGCUCUAACGAGAGAAUCCUGGCUCGCCAUGAAACCGCACUUGAGGAAAGGGACAGUCGUCUCUCUACCUUAGAAUUUGGCAGCUACGAUGGCAAGCUUACAUGGAAGAUCGACGAUUUCAAGCACAGGCGACAAAACGCCAUCUCGGGGAAGGAUAUAAAAAUCGAUUCUCCUAAUUUCUACACAAGUCGUUACGGAUACAAGAUGUUUGCUCGUAUCUACUUGGACGGAGACGGCGAGGGAAAGGGAACGCACAUCUCCGUGUUCUUAGUCAUCGUGAAGGGAGACUACGACCAACUUCUGACGUGGCCUUUCCGCCAGAAGAUCACUUUCGAAUGUGUGGACCAGAAUGGAGGUUCUGGCGUGAUGGAAUCCUACCGCCCAGACGUCGCAAGUGCUGCCUUUAAGCGCCCUACCAAUACUGCAAACAUUGCCAGUGGCUGUCCACUGUUCGUGCCGCUCAGUGAGCUCAAGAACACCCACCGUGCCUUAGUCAAGGAUGACACCAUGUUCAUGAAGGUGACAGUGGAUGUCUCCAACCUCAACUGA